CACGCCUGCACCGAAGCGAGCAGUUUAUUACUGGGAAGCUCCUGGCUGGCUGGUCGGUCGGUUCUCUGGAAUCCAAGAGCCUCACCUGGGAAAGCAAAGUGUCAGGUGGCAGCUGACUCCUGUUGAUCGAGAGCGGGGAGGCAAGCCGGAGUGACGUUUUUCCCAGGGCGGGCUGCCCUCUGUGGCAUGUGACAACCCCCUCCCCGCCACGGGACACAGCAGUGGUCUAGAAGCGUUGGGGUGAGUGCCAUGCCAGUGGAGACCCUCCAAGCCAGCCACGCCAUGAAAGGCGUCCCGGCCGCUGCGCCCUUCACCUCGGCCAUGCCGUUCCGAAUCCUGAACAAGGGCCCUGAGUACUUCCGCCGGCCGGCUGCUGGCACUGCCGCCAAGAAGCCCAGCGCGGUGGAGAGGCUGGAAGCGGACAAGGCCAAGUACGUCAAGAGCCAGCAGGUGGCCAGCACGCGGCAGGAGCCGGUGAGGGCUCUGCUCCUCAAGCAGCCCCUCUUCACCCCAGGGGUGCGGAGGGUGAUGGUCACCCCCAGCCGGAAGACCCCUCAAGGAGGACGCCGGGCAGAGGCGCGUGGCGCCAAGACCUCCCUGAACCUGGAGAUCCUCAACAACCUGAUCAACUUCUGCGACAGCCCGCUGUCGUUCCCCAAGCCAGAGAAGAGCCCCGCAGAGCACAAGUGGGGGGCAGGGGGCCAGGGCUGGAGCCCCGGGAGCCUCCCGGACACCCCAAGGAAGAAGGGCCACCCGGCGGAAGGCAUGAGCAAGCUGUCCCAAAGCUCGGCCUCCUCCAAGCCGCCCAGCACGGUCGCCGUGCGCAGGGUGGACGUCCGGCCGUGCGGGGCCCUGAAGGCGAGGGUCGUCCCCAGCAUCCAGCUCACGCCGGUCCCCUCCUCCCCUGCGCAGGCCAAGAUCCUGUCCGCCGGCCCCCUGAGCUCCCCCAGCCCCCGCGGCGAGCUGCGGACAGACAGCGCCAGGCGCCAGACCUUGCUUCACCGCUCCAAAUCGGACCUGAGCGACCGGUACUCCCGGGCGACGGCUGACCUCGAGCGCUUCUUUAACUACUGUGGACUGGACCCGGAGGACAUGGGGGACGUGGAGGUGGAGCGCUUCACCCGGGCCAGUUCGGACAUUGUGUCCGUCAAGUUCCACAGCGUCAGCACGGCCAGCUCAGAGGGGACCCGCUCUCGCCGCAGCGCCGUCACCUUGGAGGAGAGGCAGGCCGAGCGCAUCCCUUACGGCAUCUCCAUCAUCGAGCGCAACGCCCGGGUCAUCAAGUGGCUGUAUGGACUACGGCAAGCCAGAGAGUCUCAAAAGGUAUCCAACGUAUAGGGGUACUUUGGCGGGCUCCAACAGGAAGCGAGGAAAACAAACAAGAACACUUUCUCCCCCCUCCCCACCGUUUGUUUCAGUGUGUGUUUGGGAUAUUUACUGUCGGAGGGGAAAGGUUGGCAACUGUCGCGUGGGUUUUGUGCGUGUUCCUUUGGAGAAAUGUCUGGUCUUCCUUGGGGCAGCGGGGCUGUUCUGAUGAGGGAUCCCAUAAUCUAAAUCCGUGCCGAAAAUCCACCUGGGGAAGAAGUGUAUCUGGGCUCCUUCUGAAUCUCCAAGAAGUCCAAAAGUAAGAGAGUUCAUUAGAAUGUUUUUUUUUUCCAGGAGUGAGAAGCCCAGAGCAAGCAGGUUGCUAGAUUCUUGCCAAGUCCUGUAAGGAAUGCAUAAGGAAGCAGCCCCCUGAAUAUGUGGGCAUUGUUACAACAGGAGCCAGCAACCCAUUGGAGGAGGGAUCUGCGAACUCCCAGGUGUUGCUGGACUCCAGCUCCCAUCCACCCUGAUCGCUGACCACGUUUGGUGGUGCUGGUGCUCUGGAAAUAGGGGGGUCCAUUACUGGUGGUUACUGUGCUACCAAGCGCAGUCAAUUCUUAAGCCAGACAUUGCUGUUUUAAUUCCCAAGGUCUUGAUCGCACCCGUUUGUGUGCUAAGCCUUGGGAAUCUGUGCGGCGCAGAGCAGACAGGGAUAAGCUUUUGCAGAAGCAACAAUGGGAUUGUUAACAAUGGAAAUCUUAACGGCUGAGAGGGCUGUUAAAAA
Messenger RNA from Lacerta agilis (Sand lizard), 2089 nucleotides. RefSeq names its product family with sequence similarity 110 member A (gene FAM110A). NCBI's taxonomy places the organism in Eukaryota, Metazoa, Chordata, Lepidosauria, Squamata, Lacertidae. The transcript has 2 exons. The record is from RefSeq and is a predicted model, not a curated record. The coding region runs from base 250 to 1338 and encodes 362 amino acids.